GUGGGGUCGCUGCGGCGUCGUGUACGUCUGCCAUGCCCAGGCUGCUGAGUGCCUUGCGCGUGUUCGCCGCUCUCACUGACAGUGGGCUCCGACCCCACGCAGGCCGCGUGUCGGUGUUUGCUUCGUGGGUUCCGAUGCCGCUCUGUGCGAGUUGGGCGCGCCGUUGCGGUGGGCAAGGGCCUCCUUUUCUCUUCGGUUUCCCCCUUUUCUUCUUGUCCUGCUUCUCAUUCUGUGCACGCUCGCUUCGCCCACUCGCUGCGCGCUCUCUUCAUCGCCUCGCUUCGUCCCGUUCGAACGCCCUGUCCUCCGGCUCUGCACCAUGGCCAUCCGUUCCUCCAUUGGUGAUGUUGGUUGAGCUUCCUUGGAUUUCGCGUUGGCUCCUCAGUAGGAGCGUGGGUCGUUCGGUCCUUGCUGUUCAGGAGAAUCACAGCUACCAACGGACGCAGAAGAGAUAUGUGCCAUAUUUUCUCCAGCCGAAGAACAUUCCGUCAAUGACCAGCCUAAAGAACAGCCGGAUGAGGAUGAGGUGGCAAGCAUGGAAGUAACCCACAGGCCACAGCCAGUUUUCUUCAUAUGCGGCAUGGUACAAACAAUAUGAGAAUUCACGGCACGGUUCUGAGGCAGUACCAGCGAUGGUCAAAAUACCUUACGGGAUGAUGUUGGAUGUUCUUUUAGAGACUCUGGGCCUUCCACCAGCUGAGUACCGAACCAGAGUAUAUGAUGGCAGCAGGGUGUGUGUGACUGUAUUGUUCCAUACACCCACAUCAUAUGUUGGGAAUGAAAGGAAUCGAAUGGCUAUUCCCGUGGUACAAUCUGUUGAUCAUUCUAUGUCAGAAGACAGUGCUGCUAUGGAAGCAAUUGGAUACAUUAAAUGCACAGUGAAGACAGAGAUAAGAGACUAUAAUUGCAGCACCAUGAAGAAACUCGAGGAGGAAAAUCGUUCUCUAAAACAUGAGGUUAAUAUAGCUAGGUACAGCAAGAAGAAGAUGAAGACAAAGAUCAGAUCCAUCAAGAACAAGCUAAUGAUUGCUACAUAUGAAAAGAAGCAAAACGCUAUGGGCUGGUUCGUCUUAACAAGAUACAUGCAUGGAUUAUCUGAUCAUAUAUCCAACGUAACAGUGUUGAAUAUGUCAUCUGGGAAAGGACCCGUAGAUAAGAUUAUCAAUGACCCUCUUAUCAACAUAGAGAAGAAAAGAAGCUAAGAGCCAUCAGGAUGGGUUUUUAGAACCUGGGCCUUUCAAUCUAUGUUGUAUUCUGCUCCUUUUGCUUGCCGUAGCUGCAGAAGCUAGAUGCAAUUGUAUAAUUAGCUUUCUCUUUAAACCAAGACUUGCCAAAGCUAUGUGUGUAAGAAGUAAUGGUACCGUUUAAUAUAUUCCUAUAUGAACGAUGUAGCCACAAUCAUUCAUGUAAAUAACUCAUUUUUCUCCCGGUUAUGGAAAAGAGCUGAUAAUGUGAAGCUAAUUUACUAA
Molecule: messenger RNA, 1469 nt
Organism: Triticum urartu
Lineage: Eukaryota; Viridiplantae; Streptophyta; Magnoliopsida; Poales; Poaceae
Source: RefSeq, a predicted model, not a curated record